GCCGCCGCCGCCUCAUCGAAGAGCUCUCGUCACCGGCGGCGGAAGAGAAGCGAGGCGAAGCACGCGGCGAGGAGGAGGAGGAGGCAGCCAUGAAGGGGCGCACGGGGCAGCGCGUCAGGCUGUACGUCCGGGGCACCAUCCUCGGCUACAAGCGGUCGAAGUCGAACCAGUACGAGAACACGUCGCUGGUGCAGAUCGAGGGGGUGAACACCAAGGAGGAGGUGGCGUGGUACUGCGGGAAGCGCAUGGCGUACGUGUACAAGGCCAAGACCAAGAGCAGCGGCACCCACUACCGCUGCAUCUGGGGGAAGGUCACCCGCCCCCACGGCAACUCCGGCGUCGUCCGCGCCAAGUUCAAGUCCAACCUCCCGCCGGCCUCCAUGGGGCGCAAGGUCAGGGUGUUCAUGUACCCGAGCAGCAUCUAAGCCAUGCAGGUUUGGUUGAAGUAGGAAGAGUUUUGCUUAUUUCUUGCCUUCUGUUAUGAGCUUAAAGCGCCGCACUAUGGUGAUUCUAUGCUGUGUUGACAGUUUGGACUGUUCAUGUAUUGAGAACCUGAAGAAUAUUUCCCAAAUUUUACUAUUUGUUGGCACUAAAUCCUAGCCUGCCUGUCAGUCACGACCUAUCAUCGUGCAUCUUUAUUUUCCCUGCAUUAUUACUGUUUUUAUUUUCAUCAUUCUUUCCUUAAAAGGAAACGUUCUACGUUUUUUGCUGUUAUUUGGACUUGACCUGGUGAAGGCUGUUGCGCUGGAAUGGCAGUCAAUAUAAAUAGGAUUUCCUC
Oryza brachyantha (malo sina) is the source of this 778-nucleotide messenger RNA. RefSeq names its product 60S ribosomal protein L35a-1. Gene Ontology annotation, molecular function: structural constituent of ribosome. NCBI's taxonomy places the organism in Eukaryota, Viridiplantae, Streptophyta, Magnoliopsida, Poales, Poaceae. The coding region runs from base 90 to 425 and encodes 111 amino acids. The transcript is spliced from 4 exons. Gene Ontology annotation, biological process: cytoplasmic translation; ribosomal large subunit biogenesis. The record is from RefSeq and is a predicted model, not a curated record. Gene Ontology annotation, cellular component: ribosome; cytosolic large ribosomal subunit.